AAAUACAGAUAUGGGAUCUAAGCGGACUCUGAUCCCCCUGUCCCUAACUCGGCACUACGCCCCUAACUGGGACGUAUGGGAGGGGCUGAGAGAGAUGGUACAGAACUGGCACGAUGGGAUCCUACAGGUGUACGAUCAGGAACUCAUCACCUUCGACAGGGAGAACCUCAAGUACAUGCUAAAGAAAGAUGACAGUGCUGUUGUAGAGUAUGAGGUAACUGCCAUAGACUGGGACAACAGGACCACCACUCUGGGCUGGCUACACUACAGUAAGGUGGACAACAGGCUCACUCUCAUCAACAGGAACAUUGGACUGCACAAAAAGUGUUUACUGCUUGGCUACUCCAAGAAGCCGCGGUGCCGUGACGUGAUCGGUCAGUUUGGUGAGGGGAUGAAGAUCGGUGCGCUGGCCCUGCUAAGGCGUGGUCGGCUGGUUACCAUGGAGACCAGUGAGGACAGGUGGAGGUUUGAACUGCAGGAGGAUGAGAACUUUGGGGAGGAGGUGCUCACAGUUGUGGUCUCAGAGAGAAGCAGUGAUGUUGAGAGUGACAUAAACUUCCCAAAAUGUCCUGUGAAACUGGAGAGAGCAGACACCUGCACUACCAUCAGCAUCCAACAGGGGGAGUGGCAGGAACAUGUGAAGAGAUUCCUGUUCCUUGCCCCAGCUGCAAACUGUGUCAAGACUGAACUAGGUACCCUACUGUUGGACAAAGACCUCCAGGGCCAGCUGUAUGUGAAGAGUGUAUGGGUACAGGACCUCAGGAAGGAUGACCUGAAGACUGGAGUGGAUUUCUGCCAGUUAGAAGUAGACAGAGACAGACAUGCUGUGCCACAUCCUAGUGAGAUCGACCAUCAUGUAAGCAGUAUGUGGGUACGAGCCCUAGAGAGAAGACCAGACCUGGCAGGGCAUUACUACAUGCUGGUGGAGGAUGACAAAUGCCGAGAUGUGAAGUAUGCCAACCUGUACAACACCCAGAGUACUGCUAUGCUGAUGGCUGAUCAGUUUGCACAGAGACACGGUGACACAUCCUUCCCUGUAGUGAACACCAUGGCUCUGGGAGAACUGCAGAAAGUCAAGGAUGAACUCAACAAGAAUAUUGUAUCCUGUAACAAGACCCUAUAUGAGAUCCUACAGAAGUCAGGCCGCCAUUUGUCAGUUGAGGAGGCCCUGGCGGACAGCAGGGCCACUAAGAAGAAGAAAGUUGCCAUCAACAGUCCGAAGCUGUCGGACGAACAGCGAGACGCGCUGGAACACACGGUCAGACUGGUGCAGACUGCUGACCCUGACUUCAGGUCAUCCUGGGUGGACAUUAUACAGACUCAACAACUAGAGGGCCCAGGUUGGCAUGGCAGCCGUAUCGAUGUCCCCUAUUGGAUGUUAGAUCUUGAGAUGGUGCACAACUUUGGCAGGCUGUGUGCACAGGGUACAACCAAGUGCAUGUGCAGAGAAGUGCGACUAUGCCACGCCCUGUUAGAACUCAGAAGACCCCACAUCAAGAGAACUGGUGGGAGGUCAAACGACCCUAUGAUGCUGUUUGUGCUCAACAAACUGGCCCUGCAGGAGUGCCACCGCGCCCCUCCGUUUUGUACUGCAUCUCACCAGCAGGGCAGACCUGUGGAUGCUGUAGCCACUCAUAAAGACUGUGUGGACAGGGAGGACCAGCUACAGGCUAGGGUUAUAGCGUUAGAGGUAAGGUUAUCUACCAGCUAAAGGCCAGGGUUAUAG
Branchiostoma floridae (Florida lancelet) is the source of this 1726-nucleotide messenger RNA. RefSeq lists its product as uncharacterized. NCBI's taxonomy places the organism in Eukaryota, Metazoa, Chordata, Leptocardii, Amphioxiformes, Branchiostomatidae. The record is from RefSeq and is a predicted model, not a curated record. The transcript is spliced from 14 exons. Bases 11 to 1711 code for a protein of 566 amino acids.